This is a messenger RNA of Labrus mixtus (cuckoo wrasse), 8527 nucleotides long. RefSeq names its product GREB1 like retinoic acid receptor coactivator (gene greb1l). Gene Ontology annotation, biological process: kidney development; multicellular organism development. The transcript has 32 exons. Lineage: Eukaryota; Metazoa; Chordata; Actinopteri; Labriformes; Labridae. The record is from RefSeq and is a predicted model, not a curated record. The coding region runs from base 16 to 5880 and encodes 1954 amino acids.
UUUCUCUCACAGAAAAUGGGAAAUUCAUACGCCGGGCAGCUGAAGUCUGCUCGAUUUGAAGAGGCUCUCCACAACUCCAUCGAGGCAUCACUGCGCUCCAGCAGUGGAGACCCUCAGCCCAUCUUCACGCAGCUCUACCUGGAGCCCGAGCCGUAUCCUGGUAACAUGGAAGAUAUGAAAUCAAAAGCCGACCUCCACAUAGGGGAGCCGCCAGAGCUGAUGAACGGCCAUUCAUCCAACGAUCUGGAGGAGCUGGAGGAUGAUGACGACUCAGACAGCAGCAGCCCUCCUCUUCCCUACCUACAGGCCCCUGCACCCGAAGGCUGCUGCACACUGGAUGGGUUCUGUCAGGCCGGCAAGGACCUCAGACUGGUCUCCAUAGCAACUGAGCCCGUCGAAGUCCCUGCAGGCUUCGAGCUGGUUGGCGCCAAGUCCCCCGGCGUCCCAGAGCACAUCCUAAUGUGUGCUGUGGACCGCCGCUAUUUGCCUGACGAGAAUGGGAAAAAUGCACUUUUAGGUUUUUCAGGAAACUGUGUAGGCUGUGGGGAAAAAGGGUUCAGAUACUUCACAGAGUUUUCCAACCACAUCAACCUAAAGUUAUCCACGCAGCCCAAGAAGCAGAAGCACUUAAAAUACUACCUGGUGAAGAAUUCUCAGGGUGCUCUGUGCAAAGGACCCCUCAUCUGCUGGAAAGACUGCAAGACCCGUCCAUACUCCGGCAGCGCGUCAACAUCCAAACCCAGCUCGUCCUCCUCCCUCAGCAGUAAAGAAUACGGCGGCAACAGUGGACACAGCUCGUCUCCCUUUUCCCUCUCAGAUUCUCCACCCACCAGAACGACACAGACAUCAUCUGUCUUUUUUGGAAGCCAGGACCUUGGCAGAGACUGCAAUUUUCUCAAACCUCUGACGUCCACACCUGGAAACAAGACUCUACCAAUAGUACCCACUGCUCUGAGGGUGAACGUGCCAGCUAACGGCCUGGGAGUUGAUGGACGUCCUCCUUUACUGAGCCCCUCCCAGGUCUCUUUAGGGCCUCAGGUUCAGGGGUAUCGCAGUGCUGACCUAGGAGAAAGUCCUGUAUCCUCUGCUAUGAACUCGGGUCCUCCAAAAAAACGUCAUCGGAGCUGGCAUCCCGGCUCAUUGGUGCCUGUGCCGCCGAAAGCUGUCCCUGUGCCAGCCAUCCAGCCAAUAGUUUGUUCUCCAGGCUCUGCUUUAGGAGGGUCGUCUCCGCAGCCACCAGUAGCAGGAGUCAUUCAGCCCCAGCCUAUCACAGCUGGAGAAACGGUCAUUGUCCCAGACAAUCUGCUCAACUCUUCGGGAGUUCGUCCUGUCAUCCUAAUCGGGCACAGCACUUUACCUUACUUCUAUGGGAAUGUUGGGGAUAUAGUGGUGAGCCCCCUGCUGGUCAGCUGCUAUAAGAGUAGCCAGCUGAAAGAGAGAACCCUGGAGAUCUUGGGCCUCAACAGCAGCCAGCUUCUCUGUGUGGAUACAAUGAUCCUACUCACUUUGCAGUAUCUUGCACGUUUAGGCUCGGAGCAAAUUCCACUGCGGGAGGAGCUGGAGCAGAUUGUUCUAAAGGCGAUGCUGUGUUGCCCAGGGGGUCCAGGUAUCUCCCCCUCACAGCUGCCCUGGUUGGCUCGGCUUGAAGCUAGCGUUUCUGGGGGCAGCGUCCAAGUUGUGGUCACCCACAACUCUUUGGGAGAGGGCAUCUCUGAGUCACUGCGCUCUCUCAGUGAGGGUCCCCUCCACCAGCAGUGUCUACCCACCUAUGUUGUCAUCAUAUGUGCCUCCAAAGUGGGUGGAAACGAGUUCUGUGUGCUUGUUUUGGGGAAGUACCAGGCGCGGGCCUUAGCUGAAGGCAUGCUUACAACCAAUGAGUUUCUGAAGGAGAUCAGCUACGAACUCAUCACAGGAAAAGUCAGCAUCUUGGCUUCUCACUUUAAGACCACAUCAUUGGGAGACAAUCUGGACAAGCAGCUGGUGCGAUACCAGCGCCGGCGGAAGGGACAGGUCAUCCAGCCCUUCCAAGGCGAUGUCACAGACUACAUUCACUCCCAGGAGGCUGCCAGCGUGUCACCACCCUCAGGCAGAGAUUUUCCAACAGUGGAGCUGCUAAGUAAGGUCUUUCAGAUCUAUCCCACCCAGCUAAAUGUUGCCCGCAGCCUCCUCUCCCAAGUCUGCUCCAUCGCUGACUCAGGAACGCAGAAUCUCGACUUGGGGCGUUUUUCCAAAGUGGACUUUCUGGUUUUGGUGCCUCCUUCUCACAUUCUGGUACAUCAGACAGCUCAACGCAUCCAACAAUCAGGAGUGCUUGUAGACCUAGGAAUCGAAGAAGCCCCCUCAGCCGGCCAGAAAUCAGAGAAGUACGUGGUGCGUCUGGACGGUGAUGUUCACACAAAGAUGGAGUCCUUCAUGAAGAAAGUCAAACAGAACCCUUACACCCUGUUUGUCCUCAUUCAUGACAACUCACACGUCGACCUCACAAGUGCUCUGUCGGGCUCUGUGUGCCACGGGGAGCUGCAGGGUUUAGCUGACCGGGUGGUGAACUGUCAGGAAGUCCUGGAUGCCAUGAACCUCCUGGUCCUGCAGGUCAGCUGCUUCCCACACACACUGCAGACCUGCCAGUCCCGCAUCAGCAUCCACAAUGAAGUUCACUGGCCGUCCAACGAAAGUCGGCAGGGGGAGCAGUCUGCUAAUGAGUUGAUCUACUUUGGCCUGAGGGACUACAGCAACUCCCUGCAGUGGGGCGUGGCCAGCCCCAUCCUGCGCUGUGAUGAUGCCUUUGAGAAGAUGGUCCACACUCUGCUGGAAAGACAUCCGCACCUCCACAGCAUGGUGAUCCGUAGCUACCUGCUGAUUCAGCAGUACACCGAGGCCAUGAUGGCGCUGACCUCUUCGCCCUCCCUGAGAGACCACAUUACCCCAGAAACCCUGGCCAUGGUGGAGGACUUAAUCAAUGCCCCAAGCAGAGAGGGCUCCCAGGGCCGGGGCCACAUGCUACUGGUACGAGUCCCCUCGCUUCAGCUGGCCAUGCUCGCUCGGGAGCGGCUGGAGGACGUGAGGGACAAACUGGGGCUCCAGCUUAGCUUUGCUGUGCUGCUGGGAAGCCCUGUCUCCGAACUUAACCUGCCCAAAAACUUCAUCAACCGCCUCAGGGUGUGGAGAGGCUGUGAGAAUGAAGACUGGGUGCCGCACACUUAUGAAGAUCUGGAGGGGCUGCCCUGCAUCGUCAUCCUGACAGGGAAGGACCCUCUUGGAGAAACUUUCCCCAGGUCUCUGAAAUACUGCGACCUGCGUCUGAUAGACUCCAGCUACCUGACUCGUACUGCCUUGGAGCAGGAGGUUGGUCUCGCCUGUACCCAUGUGUCCAUGAGUGUCAUCCAGGAGCCCAAGAAGGACAUGGUCACUCGGGAAUCAGACGGAGAGAAGGCCGCCACCAGCUUAAAUGAUGGAGAUGAGCUAGAAAGACCUCAGAGCAACAGCAGCGCUGUAACCAGAACCUCUGGCUCUUUGGCAGAGAAUGGUGUCAGUUCAUCUGAUGUUGCAGACUCUUCACAGAAGCCUUCGACUUCCAUGUUCCAACCUGAAGGCGCCAUCAGCUCAGACACAGGGUCAACUCAAGUCUUCAAGCAGGAGUGUGACUCCCUGGGAAGCCAACUCCCCACCAACCCAUCCAAAACCUUCAAGGCCCCUCCUUCUCAAUGCUCCAGUUCCUCCUCAUCCUCCUCCUCCUCCUCCCCCUCCCCAUCUUCUUCGUCCACCCAGAGGCCCAGCCAGUCCACGCAGUGCGGUCGUGACCCGAAACCUGUCAGGGUGUCGCCGCGGACAGUCAUCAUGUCCCGGGCAGCUUACAACCUGCUGUCAGGGGAAUCAGGGAGUCAGCUGAGCUCCUUCUCUCUGCUGCCUCAUGCAGACGUGGCCUGGAGCAGCCCGCUGAGGCCCCUUAUCACCCACAACCUGCAGGGGGCAGAGCAGAGCAUGUACUACCGCCAUUGGACCACUGCCCGGCAGCAUCAUGCCGACUAUGAAGCUCCACUUGUGCCGCAUCCACGGCGCCUGCUGCUCAGUGGACCGCCACAGGUGGGAAAAACCGGUGCCUAUCUGCAGUUUCUACGUAUCCUGUUUCGAAUGCUCAUCAGACUGUUGGAGGUGGAUGUGUAUGAUGAGGAAGAAGAGGAGGAGGAAGAAGAAACAUCAGAGGUUACCACACCCGUGAAUUACCAGUUGCCUGACAUUGAGGAAGUGCGAAAGUUGCCCUUUGACCCCUACCCCCGGGACCCUAAAUUCAGGAAGGCCAGCCCUGUUUUCACUGAAAAGAUGCAAAAGUGCUUAAAAGACUUAAAGCAGGAAGGAGAGAGCCCAACAGUAACCAAACGAGAAACCAAGUCCAUACGUCUGACCAAGUUUGCGGCCCACAACGCCUUUCAUCACUGUGAAGAGUGUCAGCACUACUGUGAAGCCGGCCCUGCCACACAGCUAUCAGAGUGCACCUUCCAUGCCUUCACCUUCUGCUCGUCCAUGCUGGGCGAGGAGGUCCAGCUCCAGUUUGUCAUUCCUAAAGCCAAGGAGCAGCACUUUGUAUUCAGUCAGCAGGGUAGCCACCUGGAGAGCAUGCGCCUGCCUCUGGUCUCCACAAGGGACCCUGAUCUGUUAAAGAGCCCGAUCUUCACCCCAACUACAGGACGCCAAGAACACGGCCUGCUCAAUAUUUUCCACGCCAUGGAGGGCGCGGCUCAUCUGCACAUUCUGGUGGUCAAGCAAUUUGAGAUGCCUCACUACAGGAAGUACUGGCCCAACCACAUCCUGCUCGUCCUGCCGGCCAUGUUCAACAGCGCAGGAGUUGGUGCCGCACGCUUUAUGAUCAAAGAGCUGUCGUACCAUAACCUGGAACUGGAGAGAAACCGACUGGAAGAGCAGGGUGUCAAGAGACAAGAUGUAUGGCCUUUCAUUGUCAUGAUGGACGACUCCUGUGUGCUGUGGAACGCCCACCAGCCAGCAGGCAGCAGUGAGACAUCAGAUGGAGGCUCUACCCUUACCAACGUAUCUCUGAAGACGGUUCUUCAGCACAUGGAAACCACGCCGAAGAUCUCCCUGUACGCCAUGUGCGGUGCACGCAAGUGGAGCAGCAACUUGGCUCACAAGUCUCCGAGCAAACCCUUCAGUCGGUGUCACCUCCACGACUUCAUCAUGCUCAAUGUGGACCUGACGCAGAAUGUUCAGUAUGACCUGAAUCGGUAUAGCUGUGAGGAGGUGGACUUUAAUCUGAGGGUGAACAGCAGUGGGCUGCUGCUGUGUCGCUUCAACUACUUCAGCCUCAUGAAGAAACACAUUCCAGUCGGGGGAAACAAAGACUUCCUGGUCAAACCUAAACUCAUGGAAAUAGAAAACCCCGCCCCCAUCAGCCCAUCACAGUAUGUCUGCGCCCCAGACAGCGAGCAGACCCUCAUGGACGCUCCAGCCCAGUUCCUGCUUGAAAGGUUCCUGCAAAGCUGCAGCCACAGACUGUUUCCAAAGGCUGUUAAGAACAGAAUCAACCCAGUUCUGUCCAUCGACAGCUACCUCAACAUCAGCCCAGAGAUUUCUGUGUGCUACAUCAACUCUCGCCCGCACUCCACCAACCUGAACCAUCAGGGCAUGCUGUUCAGUGGCCUCCUGCUUUACCUCUGCGACUCUUUCGUCGUCUCGGGACUCCUCAAGAAAUUCCGCUUUCUCAAAGGUGCCACUCUCUGUGUGAUCAGCCAGGACAGAAGUUCACUGCGCCAGACCAUCGCCCGAUUAGAGCUGGAGGAUGAGUGGCAGUUCCGUCUGCGGGACGAGUUUCAGACAGCGAACUGCAGUGAGGACCAUCCCCUCUACUUUCUGACUGGCAGCCAUGUCUGAAGCUGAACCUCCGCUGCUGAGACACAAUCACAUGUGAGAAUUUUGACUCCGAACCAGCAAGCAACCACAUUUCCUCCCAUUCCAAUGGAAGUUCAGAAGGGGAUUGGGUGGAGCACGGCAAAACUGGAGCACGCCAAAGUGGACACCUGAUGUGGCUUUCCCUUAAAUCUGCACUAUCAUAGUGCGCUGUGCCUGGCUCUACAGCGGGUCAGGCUGGGUUUAAACCCUGGCUUGUGGCUGGGCUUUCCUCCAUUGAGCUUCUACUGAAAAAGACUUUGCUGUGAGGAAAAAGCAAAGCUGAAUCCAAACUUUGUCCUUUUUUGUUGUAUUUUUGCAUAAAUGGACAGCCUCCCAUCAAUGAUGUGACGAUUAGAAGAUUGUAAUGUGUAUAUGGACUAUGAUAGCAUGUCCUGGAUAUACUUGUUUAUCUCAGGGUUUUUAAAGGGAGAAUCAUGUGCGGUCGCUAAAAGAUUUUCUCCAUUGCAUUAACUUAUGUUGGCUCCAAAGACAUCCUCAACUGCGCCUUGCCUACCAGUUCUCUUUCUUCACACCUGCUCUGCCUCAAAGACUGUAAAAGCUCUCUACGUCUAAGAAACACUUACAUAGAGGGCUGCCUCUAUCAGAUUUCUACCAUCAUGAGAACCAAAUUCCUGUUAUGCUAAAGAGUUUCAGACUCGUUACACUUAGAUAUUUGAAUACCACUUUUUCCUUCCUUAUACCGGUUCUGAUUCUUAGUCUUGAGUAUUGUUCAAUCCCAAGAACCCCUCCGAUACUUUUGCAUUAAAAAAAAUUUGAAAACACAUAUUGUUGACAUUUUGCUAGCUCUAACUAACUUUACGCUCUCUGCUAGUAUCACAUUGUUUUUGUGAUGUUGUCACAUCUUUAAUUACCUAAAAAUAAUGGAUUUGUAGAAGCUAGUGGUCUUAGAAUUUAAUCAGUAUUUGGAAGAAAAAAAUUGCUUCAGAAAAUCUCUUAAUAACUUUACCCGAUACAACACACUUGAGGCAGUAACGGUGUCCCAUUCCCAUACUGGUUUCAGUGUCUGUCCUCAUGUGGGUAUCAGUACAACUCCACUUUUGUUCAUCUGAAAAUGAGGACUUUUUCUCCCAUGCCUUUCAAAGAUAUUGAUGUGCCAUCGAUAAUCCUAACAGGCGCGAUUUGAGUGUUUUAUAGUGUUCAAAUGACUUACACACAAUUUUAUCCAAAGACUUAUUCACAACUUUUCAAAGUACAAGCUGUGUCUUUGCAAGAAAGUGUUAUGAUCAUGUUACGUUACAGCUUGAAUACACAAUAAUGAAGCAGGCCUGCAGUCGGAAACAGAAUCAUUGAACUUGCUUCAGAGUUUUACUCAUCUGUUAAACACCAAUCAGGCAAAGCCACAUGGAAGUAAGACUGGAAUGUUCUUACUGACGUAUUGGGCAUUUACUGACUUAAAUACUGGGUAUUUCAAUCACAUUAUGUCAGUAGAUGCUGUAAAUAAUCACUGCCAAAUAUAGUGCUACUGACUGUGCCUGCAUUUCUCCUCCUGUUUGUGAUGUUCUGUGGCUGAUUUUACAUUGAUGGUUUAGGCUGUCGUCCACCCUUUCCUGCCAAUAUAAAGUGUAAUCAAAGAAGAAGAAUGUCAAAAGCAACCGACCAGACCAUUUCAUAUACUUGAAAGAAGAAUGUUUUUAUAUGUUUCUGCACAGGGUUGUCCAAAGAAUAUGCCUUAAGUGAGGUUUCAUACUGUCACUGCUCAAUUCAUUAUUAUUAUUAUUAUUUUUUUUGACCAAUGAGAAUGAAGAAACCAUUUGAUUGUGAGGGGAAGUAAUUGUUUUUUGAGUGAAGCAAAAUUAACAAUUGGAUUUUGGACUACUGUACUGUUUAAAGCUUUGUUUACAUUAUUAAUAUAUUAUAACCUCCCCUUAACCACUGAGGGUUACUGAUGUUUUUUAGUCUUGUGUAACUUUUGCCAGUAUAUUUUGGUCAUAAUGUCUUUCCGCAUUUUAUGUGAUGUUGCAAAGGCAAGAAGAAUCUACCUAGAUGUGUCCUUUUCCAUUUGUCUGUGUCCCUUUCUGUUCUUGUGUUGGAUUUGUGUUGAAAAUGAAAUCAAGUCCAUUUGGGGAUUCUUAUUUAUUUGACAAGCAUUUUGGACUGAUAAUCAUAUUGAAGUGUAAUAUUUGAUUGCAUGCUGUGCUUGCUUUAAAUAAGGGAGUGUGCCCCCUUCAAAAAACAUCCAUGAAGGCUUUUGCACAAGACCCAAAAAAAAACGAAUGAUUCUUCGAUCUAUUGAAUGUCAUGGGGGGCGGGAAAUGUGAACUUGCACUAUACAAGUUGCCAGCAGAAAAAAUAUUUCCCACUAUGAAAUGAAAUCAAAAAUUAGUCCAAAAAAAAAGACUUUUGAUCAAAAAAUGUAACUUAAAUACCAAAGGUCCGUAGAAUGUGUCUUUCUUUUUUUAAUAAUUUAACACUUAAUAUGCAACUUGCUCUCACAAUCUUCACUGAUAUUUGUUAGAUGACCAUGUGCGGCCCAGUGGUAGCCUUGGCAUCUGGGUGAUCUACCUCAUUUUUACCAUUGUGGUUGCAGCCUAUGAACAUAUGACAUUAGAGUCAUGCUAUUGUUGUUGAAAAUGUAUGAAUGUAAUAAAAAAAAAUACUUGUAAAAUCA